AUGCAAGAUGAAGCUUGGGUGGAAAGCCUUACCUUGGAGGAGCAGGGCAUCAUGGGACUAGCUGCUUUCCUUGAGCGCUCGGAUGAGCUCACUGUACUCUGGUCACCUCGCUACUUUACACGCCUUUGGUUGCUCUGCGGCGCUUGGAAAGGGUGCAUCUAUGAAAUCAGCACAUUCCUCCGGAAGAAGGACAACAGAGCUCAAAUUCAAGUGAUGCCGGUGAAGCUGGCGCUUCUGCUAUGCAUCAGCGUAACCAAAUGGUUUGUGAUGGUGGCCGUUUGGCACACAGUCUCACGUGUUUCGGAUCCGGAUGAGGAACUGGAAGCCUUAAGUCGAACCCUUGCUGUGACUGUGCCUUGCGUGCUCUGCGCAGCCAUGGUACCCUACACCUAUUACGUGGGGAUUGGAAUGAUGGAAGCUUGUCUUGCCAGUUUUCAGUGUUUAAAUGCCAGGGUUGUUCAAAAGCGUUGUUUUUUUCUUUUUCGGCCUGGUGCAGGCUUCAAUGUAAACGAGCACCCUGUUGAAAUGAGAGCCUUAGUCAAGCACUCUUAG
Messenger RNA from Symbiodinium pilosum, 552 nucleotides. The record is from the annotation of a GenBank genome assembly. Lineage: Eukaryota; Dinophyceae; Suessiales; Symbiodiniaceae.